Molecule: messenger RNA, 984 nt
Organism: Cottoperca gobio
Lineage: Eukaryota; Metazoa; Chordata; Actinopteri; Perciformes; Bovichtidae
Product: trace amine-associated receptor 1-like
Exons: 1
Coding region: 1-984 (327 amino acids)
Biological process (GO): G protein-coupled receptor signaling pathway
Cellular component (GO): membrane
Molecular function (GO): trace-amine receptor activity
Source: RefSeq, a predicted model, not a curated record
AUGGAACCAGAAGUGACCGUCAAAGGAACUUUCACUGUUAAUGAAAUACAUCCCUGCUAUGAUAAUACAAGUUAUGUCUUUACAAGCAACCCUUCCAUACCAUGUGUAUUAGUAUAUAUUUUCCUUGGUUUAUUAUCUGUCACCACAAUAUGUGGAAACCUCCUUGUAAUAAUCUCCAUCAUUUACUUCAAACAGCUCCAUACUUCUACAAACUACCUUAUUUUCUCUCUGGCUGUAGCUGACCUCCUCGUAGGAGUUUUAGUUUUUCCUUUCAGCAUGACAUUCACUGUGAGCUCUUGUCUGUAUCAUGAAGAUUUAUUAUGUGAAAUACGGGACAGCUUUGAUGUAUUACUGUGCACAUCUUCUAUUCUGAACUUAUGUUGUAUUUCCAUGGACAGAUACUAUGCUGUUUGUCAGCCUCUGACAUAUAGAACUAAAAUGAAUGUUCAUGUUACUGUGGUCAUGAUCGUGGUGAGCUGGGGGGUUUCUGCUCUAAUUGUUUUCCUAAUUGCGGGAUUCAUCCAAGGAGCAUGUGAAGUAAUGUGCUCAGUUGAUGUUGUAAUGGCAAAUACUACUGUUCUCUCAUUUUACCUCCCAGCCAUCAUAAUGCUCUGUAUCUACCUGAAGAUUUUUCUUGUUGCUAAGAAACAGGUAAAUAACAUCCAGAACACAACUUGUCAGAGCACAAAGUCUGGAGCAACUGCCAGUAAGAUGGAGAGAAAAGCGACUAAAACUCUGGCUAUAGUUAUGGGAGUUUUUCUUUUAUGUUUGACUCCUUUUUUUCUUUAUAUUAUCUUUCAGCCUUUAAUUAAUAAACCCGCACCAGUUUCAGUAAUUGAAACACUCAACUGGCUUACACUGUCAAAUUCAAUGCUGAAUCCAUUUAUUUAUGCUUUCUUUUACAGCUGGUUCAAAUCAGCUUUCAAAAUGAUAAUUUCAGGGAAAAUAUUUCAAGGUAACUUUGCUAACUCAAAACUGCUCUGA